Messenger RNA from Onthophagus taurus, 788 nucleotides. RefSeq lists its product as uncharacterized. Lineage: Eukaryota; Metazoa; Arthropoda; Insecta; Coleoptera; Scarabaeidae. The record is from RefSeq and is a predicted model, not a curated record.
AAAAUUAUUCGAUCAAUUUCGAUUCAAAAUUUUCGCGCGUGUAAAAUCAAAAUAAAAACCAAUAAAUAAAAUAAUUCCACAUAUGUAUAUACCAAGGGACGGAUACGAUAGCGAGUUGUACAACGACUAUUAUAACGAAUGGUACCGUUCGAUUUCGUCUCGCGAAGAGUACGACAACGGUGAUUAUAGUUACGAUUCGAGUCAAGCACAAUUACCAGUAAGCGAAAAGGAUUCCAAUAGUUUUCAUAAUAUAUCGUCCGACGGAGGAGACGAUAACCAAAAGUGUAUAUUGGGACCGAAAGUGGCGCACAUUUAUCGAAACGAUAUCAAAGUGAAGAAAUAUUCAUGUGUUUGUCAACAACAAAACCAACAACAACAGCAGGAAGAUAGAAAGAGUUCUAAGAAAUUUUGUGUACCAUCACUUUGUUCAGUUUGUUCUAAAAAUGAAAAUAAGACGGAAAAGGAAAAAAAAGUAAUCGUUAAAAGAAGUGGUUUUUUAAACGAAUUGUGUCAUAGAAAAUGUGCGGUUGUAGGAGUAAUAAAAGCUCAAAUGCGAAGUCUUCCGGGAAGGAUGGCUAAACACAGUAAAACGUGUGUUCGUAGAAUGGGUUCACGAAAUUGGAAAAUAAAGUUUAUGGUCUUAGUAGGAUUUUUGCCGUUUCUUUUAUGGGUCGCGUUAGUUUCUGGGGCUUAUUCCGGUGUUGCUCUUUGUGGUGGAAAAAAUCUUAGAGUAAUUAAUCCACGAGCUGUUUACUGAUUACAAAUAAAAAUAAUUUAACCAUUUUAAA